AGCUGUAGCCAAGCUGGCUUUUUGGUGGAUUUCGAUUAGGCGAAGUUUUGCGUUCUGUAUUUUUUUUUUUUUUAAUAUUUGGCACGAGCUGGCUAUUCCGCGUUGGAGUCUCGUGUCCAAGCUCGCGAGUGUCAGCGGGGCGAGACAGUCGUGAAUUAGACAGGCGUACAGUACGAGAAAACGGAAAGGGUUGUGAACGCGCGGUUGACGGCGAGAAUUCGUACACAACUGAACAGCCUCGAUGAACGCGCGCCAUGUCGCGCGUUCCCAGCUGAUCCCACGUUUGACAUAUCGCGUCGUAUUCCUGCAUAGCAGCUUCGACCGAGCCGAAAUUGCGCAAUUAUAGACGAAAAUACAGCACAGGCGUGUCUUCCUUCAUGCCGUGUGAUAUCAUCGUGAUUUAGUGGAAAGCCGAGAGCCGUGCCGAGAGAGAAUGGCGGAGCUGGAUGACUUAUUUCACACGGAUCAAUAUGUAGGCCCGGAACGGCUUACCGAUUUAUGCUACAAACUGAUCUGCGAGAAUCUCGACAUAAUCUCGGUAAAGGGGAAGCGCGGCCAUCGGAUACUACGGAAGGGCAUAACCUUCCCGAGCGAGAUAUGCGACAAGAUUAUCGAAUACGCGCAGCGCAGCGAGGCGACCGAGGAUGACGAUUGCUUUUUUUCGAUCUUCAAAAAUCUAGCGGCGACGCGAUUGAAACACGUCAGGAUAUCCAAUUGCAGCUUGACCGACACCUCGGUCCAAACGCUCGUCAGCCACAAACUCUACGAUUUAGAACUCACCGAUUGUAGCAACGUAACGGAGCUCUGUAUCGAGCAUAUUAAUGCAAAUUCGGAGAAUUUACACAGUUUAGCGUGUCAUGGUACCUCGAUGAUCAUACCAUCCAGUUUAAAAGCAUCUGGCUCAUCCGUCAAUUACUACGAACAAGGAUACGUUUUUAAAACACCGAAUUUAAAACGUCUGGCAUUAGGAUACGUAGGAAUACCGUCAUCAGAAUAUUCGCUGCUCCUAGCGGGAUUAAUAAAUCUGACACAUCUAGAUUUAUCUAAUAGUUGUAACAUUGACACUUUUGAAUUUUAUCAUCUGAUACCAAAUUUAGUAUCCUUAGCUUUGUACAACGUUAAAGUUAAUACCGAUGCAAAAUCUUUUGUUAAGAACAUCUGUCAGUUGAAGAAUUUAAGGCACUUGGAUAUUUCUCAAUCGAAUCACAAACAGGGACAGUUUGAUAAUCCCAAUAAGAUCCUAAGUGAUCUAGUAAGUGGUCUACCCCAGUUGGUUUCUUUAGAUAUUGGUGGUACAAAUCUUGCAGGAAGAGGUGUAGCUGAACGUCUUGUCGAUACGAACAUCGAAGAUAUCAAUUUUGGUCAACUUUCCGAUAUACCAGGACUUGCAUCUAGAAUACACAAGCCAUUGCAAUUUUUAGGACUUUAUGGUACUACUCAUGGUGCUUGCAGGAGACAUGACAUACCGGCAAAAGUGGUGGCUGGUGAUGCAAAUGAAGAUCAAAUAUUGAUCGCAGCUCAUGUUUGUAUGGACAAUAAGCAAGAAUUAUUGCAGAAAGUAUUAAGCGAUUUGUAUCAUGUAUUUAGAUAUGAAAAUUGUCACAGAAUGGAUCAAGCUUUAUGUACCGUUUUGGAAGCGAUGGAAAAACAUCCCGCUCAGAAACAUAUACAGAUUUCAGGAAGCGCCACAUUAUUUUAUAUAGUAAAGAUGAAGGAAAAGGGUGAAUUAGUAGCACGAAUGAAGAGAAGAAUUAUCAGUACUUUAUUGGCUGGUAUGAGUACGCAUAGAGAUGAAGAAACUAUGAUGCGGAAUGGUUGUUUGGCACUGUGUCAAUUCCGCAUACCACAUGACGUGAUGUCGAAUUAUGAAAUGCUUGUAAAGGUGCUUCUACAUUCGGCCAAACAUUCAGAGCCCGAAAGUUUUGUCCAAAGAAUCGGCAUAUAUUUAUUAAACUCUUUAGCUUGUCAAGUGGAAGGUAAAGAGAAGAGAUUACUCGGCAAAUUGGGUUGUGUUAAAACUAUGUUAGAAUUGGUAGAAUACAGGGUGGAAACAAAUAUUUUUGAUGACGUAUUAGAAGUCGCAUGGUCGACUAUGUGGAAUAUGACAGACGAAACUUCUAUAAAUUGCCAACGAUUCUUAGAUGAAGAUGGCAUGGCACUUUUCCUCAAAUGCGUACAGGUACGCAUGUUUUAUGAUCAAUAUCCACAUAAAGAAGAAUUAUUAAGAAAUAUGAUGGGUUUACUCGGCAAUGUAGCAGAAGUCGAAUAUCUUCGGAUUCACCUUAUGCAGGAACGAUACGUGACUGUCUUCGCCAAUCUAUUACGCUCUAAUGGUGACGGAAUUGAGGUUCCAUACAACGCGGCUGGUAUAUUGGCACACAUGACAUCUGAUGGUAUUGACGCUUGGACAAUAGAAAAGCCGACUCGCAAUGAAGUUCUUAAAUACAUGGUACAAGCGAUUGAAAGUUGGGACUUGGAUGCGGAACGUAAUAUCAAUUAUCGUUCAUUCGGACCAUUAUUACGCUUGCUGGAUGUAUAUCAUACUCCUCCAUGUCAACAUUGGGCUGCUUGGGCUCUUGCUAAUCUCACCACUGUAUAUUCAUUCAAAUACUGUGCAUUGGUAGUGAAAGAAGGAGGACUGGAGAAACUACAUACGGUAAUAGCGGAUCCUAGGCCAUACGAACGUAUAAAAGAACUUGCAAACUUGGUGAUUGAAAAUUGCUGUCAAUACAAGAGCCAUUCCGACAAUGUAAAUGUUUUUCAUUCUGCCUUAGACGCGGAAUAUAGUCUGGAUGGUUAAAAGAGAUCUGGUAACAUCGUUAUGCACGUUGCAAUAACUUAUGUCAUCUCUUUAGACAAAACAAAUUAUAAUUAAUAUCGUAAUGGACGAAUAAUAGCAGAAAGAUAAUUAUAUAGCCAGAUUAAACACGAGCGCGUUAAAUCUACGUGAUAACAAUAGAUCUGUUCAUUGUAGCUGUACUGUGUCGAACGUUCUGCACUUGAAAUGAAUAUAUAAAAUUAAAUUGGGAAAAAAAGAGAAACGAUGAAAAGUACAAAAAGUUUCGCUACAAAGAACAAAUCUACAAAUUUCUCCAACAAAAAGUGGAAAACGAACGGAUGCUCAAUAUUACAAUUACAAAGAUUGUGUGUGUAUGUAUGUAUUGAUGUAUGUAUGGGUGUACGCCUGCGUGCGUGGCUGCAUGCGCAUGUUUGUACGUAAAUAGAGCAAUGGGCGUCUCGCCACAGUUCCGGGCAACUUUAUCGCGAACUUGGCGCGAACCAUUAACGUGUCUCUUGAUGAGUAUAUUGUUUGCGCUCUUGUGUGUGUAUGUGAACUUACAUGGAGAGGAUUCGUACUAAGUAUUUUGAGAGAUGACUCAAUAAUUGAACGAAUUCAAUUAUCGACAGAUAUUCAUCUUAUAUAUGAUUGCCGCUAAUUAAUGGUUAAUUGAACCAAACAUCUUUCAUCCAAUUGAUAUACGUAUGGCGUUAUAAAUGCUUCACUAUAUGAAAUUAUCAAUUUGAUUAUGUUUUCAAAUAUGCUUGAAAUGAUUAUCGAUUGAGAAAAUUUAAAGAGAUUUUUAUUAUUGAUUUAAUAAUUAACUUAAAUAUGAGUCACAUGUUAUUAAAGCUCUUUAAUCUUGAAUGCAUAUGUAAAACUCGGAUAGAAUUUUGUAUGAUGCAUUUGUUACGCUGUGUGUAUACAUGUACAUAAUCCGCUUUUAACAUAUGGUCGAGCCUCUGUAUUCUGAGCACUCUUAUUCUCUUGAAUAAGCUGAAUCUCUCUCACUUUGCUGUGAAAAAUGAAAACUGCUAAUGAAAUAAAAAAACGCAGAUGAAUGUAACAAGGGAAUAAAGAAGAAGAAUAAGAGAGAAUAGAGAGUUUGUUCCAGCAGAUCAAAAAUGUGGAGGUUCAACUAUAGAAAAGUGAAAAUAAGUAAUCGCAGCUGAGACCUGCACGCUUAUUAUAUUUAUCUUUAACUAAUCGUAUUGACUUUCGUACAAUAUGUUUGAUGUUUCGGUCCUUCUUUCUUUCUCUUCCUUUGCUUCUCCCUUCCCUGUAGAUAAUACGUAGCCAUAGAUGACUCGUUCCCAUUAUAUUAAGAUUAUUCUGAAAAACGUAACGGAUUUAGAAAUGUAUAAAAAGAAUUACGAAAAAGCAGGUCAUUAAAUUUAAAUGUUUUGUAUGUAUCAUUAUAAUUACUAUUAAAGUCCCCUGAAAGAAUUAACUCUAUUAAUUAAAUACCAAUUAUACGGUCGUGAUCGUAUACUUUCAACGAAUCUCCAAAUCUCUCUAAGUUCUCGUCCAUUCUGAAUUGCGCAUUUUGGAACGCGCGAAAAAUAAUAAUUACGAUUGUUACCAGUGUUAAUGUAAUGUAUAUGAUGAUGUAAUCAUAUAAUGCAUCAAUGCAUACCUUUGUUCGAUGUAUAAUAUAGUAUUAUCUAAAAUCACAUAAC
Molecule: messenger RNA, 4458 nt
Organism: Pogonomyrmex barbatus (red harvester ant)
Lineage: Eukaryota; Metazoa; Arthropoda; Insecta; Hymenoptera; Formicidae
Product: protein zer-1 homolog
Cellular component (GO): Cul2-RING ubiquitin ligase complex
Source: RefSeq, a predicted model, not a curated record